Molecule: messenger RNA, 890 nt
Organism: Dissoconium aciculare CBS 342.82
Lineage: Eukaryota; Fungi; Ascomycota; Dothideomycetes; Mycosphaerellales; Dissoconiaceae
Product: ribosomal protein S12/S23
Exons: 3
Coding region: 6-443 (145 amino acids)
Biological process (GO): translation
Cellular component (GO): ribosome; cytosolic small ribosomal subunit
Molecular function (GO): structural constituent of ribosome
Source: RefSeq, a predicted model, not a curated record
UCGCCAUGGGUAAAGGAAAGCCGCGUGGUCUUUUGGCCGCCCGAAAGUUGCGAAACCACCGCCGUGAACAGCAGUGGGCCGAUCUCCACUACAAGAAGCGUCUAUUGGGUACAGCCUUCAAGUCCUCACCGUUCGGUGGUUCAUCACACGCCAAGGGCAUUGUCCUCGAAAAGGUCGGCGUUGAGGCCAAGCAGCCCAACUCUGCCAUUCGCAAGUGUGUCCGUGUGCAGCUCAUCAAGAACGGCAAGAAGGUCACCGCUUUCGUGCCAAACGACGGUUGCUUGAACUUCGUCGACGAGAACGACGAAGUCCUGCUCGCUGGUUUCGGUCGUAAGGGCAAGGCGAAGGGUGAUAUUCCCGGUGUGCGUUUCAAGGUUGUCAAGGUCUCCGGUGUCGGUCUCAGUGCCCUCUGGAAGGAGAAGAAGGAGAAGCCUCGUUCAUAGACGAUUGCAUGGCGGGUUCUAUUUCAAAGGCGUUUUGAGUACAGGCAUUGAGGCUUCGUUGAGGUCCAUACUUUUUUGACCCGGCGUGGUUUGCUGAUCUCGUCAUUGUAUGAAAUUCAUGAACGAUUUCCAAACUGACAUACGGACAGACCAUGUGACGAUGGGUGCGAUUUCCUGCCUGAUGCAUUAUAGGUCACCAGAUUCCUGUGCAUACAUCCACGGAAGUGAUUUGAUCAUGUCAAUGUCUGUCUGCAACCACGAUCGCGGCAGAAUCUCCGUGGUUCAUACGUCUCGGAGCCCCAACUGCAACGCCGAAGCUUGCAGAUGGCUGUUGGUUUGUUCUGAUUAAAGCAAUAUUCUUUGAUGGGCCGAGCGUCCUCGAUUACAUAGACUGUUUCAAGUACUUGCAAGCAUUGCUUUAGCAUGGUCACCCGGAUUUCCUGCGCU